This is a messenger RNA of Xylona heveae TC161, 441 nucleotides long. RefSeq lists its product as hypothetical. Lineage: Eukaryota; Fungi; Ascomycota; Xylonomycetes; Xylonales; Xylonaceae. The transcript is spliced from 4 exons. Bases 1 to 441 code for a protein of 146 amino acids. The record is from RefSeq and is a predicted model, not a curated record.
AUGUCCGAAUCUAUCGCUAUCCCCAAACCAAAGGGAGCUCGCCUCGGCGCGGCCGGCCAGGGCGUGAGCGCUUCUUCGUCGUCGUCAUCGGCCUCAUCUCCAUCAAAUUUCGCUGCACAUCUACAGGGCUCGCCGACCUUUUCUCCAUCAUCCACCGCGUCAAGCUCGCCACUUACCAGACCAUAUCACGAUCGGAGACCGUCUUUACUGAGUUCGUCCAUUUCCAAGUCGGAGCAUACUGUUAUUGAUGUUGGACAUCCGGGUGGUCCUCCUCGGCUGAUAACCUGCGUUAAGGCGUCGCAAGGAUUCGACUGGAAUCAGGACAUCUUUCUGCCUGCCUACGCAGACUAUGAAUCUUCGGCGUCGCUCGAGCAUAGACGCGAUCCCGUCCACGAUAUUGUCCUGACCGAUGCCGAGAUGCAGUCAAUUUUGCCACAAUAA